Molecule: messenger RNA, 2049 nt
Organism: Trametes versicolor FP-101664 SS1
Lineage: Eukaryota; Fungi; Basidiomycota; Agaricomycetes; Polyporales; Polyporaceae
Product: uroporphyrin-III C-methyltransferase
Exons: 2
Coding region: 67-1929 (620 amino acids)
Biological process (GO): siroheme biosynthetic process
Molecular function (GO): uroporphyrin-III C-methyltransferase activity
Source: RefSeq, a predicted model, not a curated record
ACCUUCUCUUAGCUCGGCAAUAUCUCCUGCUCGUGCUCUCUUGCGCUCCUACCACCUUACGCCGACAUGGAGGCAUUCCCAGCCCCCGUCCCAGGCGCAUCUCUGCUGCUCUCCUUCAAGCCUGUGAAGAAAAACGUCCUCAUCAUCGGCGGAAACAACAUCGCGGCAAAACGCGCAUUUGCUGCCCUAGAAGCGGAGGCCAACGUCUUGGUACUUGUUCGGGGAGGUCUCGACGCCGCCUGCGAGGAGUUACGAUGGCGGGCCAACCAGGGUCAGCUAGCACUCUUCGACCUCGACUCCUUGCCAUGCUCCUCUGCUGGACCCUCGGACCACUGGCGCGACGCUAAGGCGGUUGACUCCUUCAUCUACAGGCAGCCGGAUAAAAUGCGCCUAGUCUGCAUCACCGACACGGUCUCGUCUCCGCACGCGGCGUACCGACGUACCUACGAGUCGGCACGGGAGAUCGCACGAGAGUGCCGCCAUCGGAGUAUACCAGUCAACGUCACCGACAUGCCAGACCUCUGCGACUUCACCUUCAUGUCCACCCAGCGCUUCGUAGAUGCGGAGACAGGGACAUCGACCCCCCUGCAGGUGGGCAUCACGACGAACGGGCACGGAUGUCGACUGGCCGGGCGUAUACGGCGGGACAUCGUCGCGAGCUUGCCGAAGGAAAUCGGUGCCUCGGUGACAAAGGUUGGGCGGCUGAGGGAACUGGCUCAGGUCGCAAUGCCGGAAGACGCUGUCGAAAUCCCGGGGCUGAACGAAGACGGCGCGCCAGUUACCCCGAACGAGCCCGUUCCCCAGCGAAAGCAAGAGGAGACAGCCGCCGAACGCGCACGACGGCGCAUGAAGUGGGUCGCACAAGUCAGCGAGUACUGGUCCAUUCGCAGACUCGCGCAUCUCACCGACGCGCAAAUGGACGCCAUUCUGGACGGUCGGGAAGGGCUCAUUAGCACCAGCUCUUCUGUCCGGGACACAGACUCCCCUACGCCUUCUGUCGGAGACAGCGAUAUCUCCACGUCCCAGCAUGACCUCGACCUCGCACCAUCCCGCCGUGGACGUAUUCUCCUCGUUGGCUCAGGACCUGGGCAUCCUUCCCUCCUCACAGUGGCGACCCACGCCGCGCUCACAAAACAUGCCGACCUCGUACUUUCCGAUAAACUCGUCCCAGAGGCGGUUCUUGCGCUAGUUCCUCCUGGUGUCGAAGUGCGCAUUGCGCGCAAGUUCCCGGGCAACGCGGAAGGCGCGCAAAUGGAACUCAUGGAAGCAGCCAUCGAGGCAGCCAACCGCGGGCUGACCGUCGUCCGGCUCAAGCAAGGUGACCCCACAGUUUACGGGCGUGCAGGCGAGGAGGUGAUCUACUUCCGCGCCCGUGGAUUCGAGCCUGUGGUCGUUCCUGGCGUCAGCUCCGUCCUCGCAGGCCCUACCUUCGCUGGUAUCCCCGUUACCCAAAGGGGCGCUGCCGAGUCCUUUAUCGUCUGCACGGGUGUUGGGCGCCAGGGCAAAGAAGUCAAGCUGCCAGGAUACGAACGAGGCCGUACGCUCGUCAUCCUCAUGGGCGUGGCGCGCCUGCCGCAAGUGUUGGACACCCUUCAGACCGGCGAUGCGGAGUCAACUGGACGCCGAGAUGGACCCGCGUAUCCCUCGCACACUCCCAUCGCUCUCAUCGAGCGCGCGUCGAUGCCUGACCAACGCGUCAUUUGCUCUACGCUGAAGGAUAUCUCCGCUGCGUUGGAGAGCGUCGGCGAACAGAGGCCACCGGGGAUGCUCGUGAUCGGCUGGUCGGUGUUGUCACUCUGGAAGAAGGGCGACAUGACUAUCUUGGAAGAUGGCGCGGAGACACACGAUGCGGAGAGGGUGAAGGGGUGGCUCGGGGAGAAACUCUGGAGAGUAAGCGAAGGUCUGAACGCGGAGUGGGAAGGCUGGUGAGGUGGGUAAGUGAAUUGACGUCGGUUGGCUUCUUUGGUCGCUGUAUAACAUCUGUGUACUUGUGCUAUCAUACUCAUGCUAUCGUCUGUAAUUUCUGCACUUAAUCCUGGGCUGUUGUAU